Messenger RNA from Pyrenophora tritici-repentis Pt-1C-BFP, 1815 nucleotides. Its product is annotated as AarF, unusual protein kinase. The record is from RefSeq and is a predicted model, not a curated record. Lineage: Eukaryota; Fungi; Ascomycota; Dothideomycetes; Pleosporales; Pleosporaceae.
AUGGGUCAAGUGACGAUUGUUGUCGAGGGUGUUGAAGUCAUGACAUGUGCAGCUGAGAUGGUUCACAUGCUCCCCGUUCGGCUGUCUCGAUGCGCGACCCGAAGCGACCAGGGUCUGGCGAUAGGUGCACAGCGGACGUUUGCCACACAGGCAAAUGAAACCAUACACGCAACGGCGAAGGCUGCGGGGCGGAGCGCAAAGAGCAGCAAGAGGAGGAGAAGAUUGUUGAUAGCUGGGGGUGGACUUGCAAUAGGCGCGGCUGUGGUCACGGUCAACCAGGAUGCCAAGCAUGCCUAUGUAGCGGCACAGAGGAGUUACAGGGUGGUGGAGACGCUGGUGCUCAACAUUCGAGACUACCGCGAUGUUCUCAAGCGCGACCAAGAGCCAGACUACAACGAACAGCUGAAAGCCUGCCACCUACGAUGCGCCAAACGAACCCUCCGCACACUCGAGAAGAACGGCUCCAUCUUUAUAAAGCUGGGUCAGCACCUGAGCAGCAUGAACUACCUCCUUCCCAUUGAGUGGUGCGAUACCUUUAUCCCGCUACAAGAUCAAUGCCCCGUGUCCUCUUUCGAAUCUAUACAAGACAUGUGUCGGCAGGAUACUGGUCUCGAAAUCUCAGACUUCUUCUCUGAGUUCGAACAGCAGCCCAUAGGCGCUGCCUCGCUCGCCCAGGUACACCGUGCUACUAUCCGUGAAACUGGUCAGAAGGUCGCUGUCAAGGUGCAACACCCUGCGUUGGACGAAUGGGCAAGACUCGACUUGGCAUUGACGAGUUUCUCCUUUGCAACACUCAAGCGAUGGUUCCCUGAGUACGAUCUCACAUGGCUCAGCGAAGAGAUGGAAGUUUCACUCCCCCAGGAGCUUGAUUUCGCCCUCGAAGGCAAGAACGCUAUGCGAGCACGCGAGUACUUCUCCCACGUACACGAAGUACCCGUUGUCAUACCUCAGGUGCUCUGGGCAAAACGUCGGAUGCUGGUCAUGGAAUAUGUCUCUGGAUUCCGAACAGAUGAUCUCAAGAGCCUGGAUGAGCAUGGCAUCGACAGAGAUGAGGUGUCUGCAGCAUUGGCAAGAAUAUUCAACGAGAUGAUCUUUGGCAGAGACGCUCCCCUUCAUUGCGAUCCUCAUGGCGGCAACAUUGCUAUCCGAUACAACCCUACUCGCAAAGGCAAAACGAACUUUGAUGUUGUCCUAUACGACCACGGUCUCUACCGCGAUAUCCCUUUGCCACUGCGACGAAAUUACGCAAAGCUGUGGCUAGCUGUUCUGGACGCUGAUGAGGAUGAAAUGCGCAAGUACGCCUAUGAAGUAGCUGGUAUCAAAGAUGAGCAUUUUCCGCUCUUUGCCUCUGCGAUCACAGGCAGAGACUACACGGUACUGGCCAAGAAGGAAGGUGGCGCUGGAGGUGUCACGACUACUAGGACGAGUGAAGAAAAGAAGGUCAUCGGAGAUGCGCUUGGAGAGGGCUUGUUGGAAAACUUGAUUGAAUUGCUCGGCCAAGUGCCCAGAGUCAUCCUUUUGAUUUUGAAGACGAAUGAUCUUACUCGUUCACUAGACGAAGGUCUGCACACACGCCAAGGUCCCAUGCGCACCUUUCUCAUUCUAGCCCGCUACGCUUCCCGUACAGUCUACGAGGAGUGCCUCGACAAUCUCAAUGGAUCCGUGCUCUGGCCCAGCAAUUUCUUCAUCUGGCUGGGCGCGUGGACAAGGCAUAUGCGGGUGGAGAUGCAGCUGAGCAGCUAUGAGACGUAUCUCAAGCUGAGGGCCCUGCUGGGAUUGAGGAAGAUUGAGAUUGCGGAUAGUUUCAGGGAGUGA